Messenger RNA from Epinephelus lanceolatus (giant grouper), 5091 nucleotides. It is a transcript of the gene trim62.1, whose product is annotated as tripartite motif containing 62, tandem duplicate 1. The record is from RefSeq and is a predicted model, not a curated record. NCBI's taxonomy places the organism in Eukaryota, Metazoa, Chordata, Actinopteri, Perciformes, Serranidae. Gene Ontology annotation, molecular function: zinc ion binding; protein binding.
UUGGAGCCGCGGAUGUCGCUGCAAACAGGCUGUGACAAUAAAGAAGAAAUCCCAAGAUUCCUGAAGAUCUCGUCAACUCCCACAUGGCAGUAAACCACUCCCUUGAAGAUUAAACCAAGUGUAUUCAGCCCCAGAGCGUUACCCUCGUAGAUGCCGCUCAGUCUCCGUCUUUGCAAAUGGCUUGCUGCUUGAAGGACGAGCUCCUUUGUUCCAUCUGCCUCAGUAUCUACCAGGACCCCGUCAGCUUUGGCUGUGAGCACUACUUCUGCAGGAAGUGCAUCACCGAGCACUGGAGCAGGCAGGAGCUUCACGGAGCGCGGGACUGCCCCGAGUGCCGGAGGACCUUCACCGACCCCCUCCUCUCACCGAGUCUCAAGUUGUCCAACAUUGUGGAGCGCUACUCGGCCUUCCCACUGGACGCCAUCCUCAACGCCCAGAGGAGCUCCUACCCCUGCAAGGACCACGAGAAGGUCAAGCUUUUCUGCCUCACUGACAAAAGUCUGGUGUGCUUCUUCUGCGACGAGCCGGCGCUACACGAGCAGCACCAAGUAACCACUAUUGACGAGGCUUACGAGGAGAUACAGAGGGAGAUGAAGGAGCAGCUGGCCACCCUGCAGGACAGUGAGAAGGGACACACUGAGGCCCUGCAGCUCCUGCAAAGACAACUUACUGAGACCAAGUCCUCAGCCAAGAGUCUGCGUGCAACCAUUGGUGAUGCAUUCGAGCGUCUUCACCGCUUCCUGCGCGAGCGUCAAAAGAGCAUGCUGGAAGAGCUGGAGAUGGACACGGCCCGCAAGCUGGCCGACAUCGAGCACAAGAUCCAGCGCUACAGCCAGCAGCUGCGCGACGUCAAGGAGGGCAUCCAGAUCCUGCAGGAGCGCCUCAACGAGACAGGACGACACGACUUCCUGGAGGGAGUCGCCGUCACAUCUGAGAGGAUUAAAGGGAAGAUACAUGAGACCAAUCUGACAUAUGAAGACUUCCCGACAUCCAAGUACAUGGGGCCCUUACAGUACACAAUAUGGAAGUCGCUCUUCCAGGAUGUCUCACCAGUGCCAGCAGCGUUGACCCUCGACCCCAUCACAGCCCACCAAAGACUGAUCCUCUCGGACGACUGCACCAUAGUGGCCUAUGGGAAUCUCCAUCCGCAGCCUCUGCAGGACUCCCCGCGCCGCUUUGACGUGGAGGUGUCUGUUCUGGGCGCAGAGGGCUUCAUGUCGGGCGUCCAUUACUGGGAGGUGAUGGUGUCGGAGAAGACCCAGUGGAUGAUCGGUGUGGCUCAUGAGACAGUCAGUCGCAAGGGCAGCAUCCAGAUCCAGCCCAGCCGCGGCUUCUACUGCAUCGUCAUGCACGAUGGCAACCAGUACAGCGCCUGCACCGAGCCGUGGACCCGCCUCAACGUAAAGAGCAAGCUGGAGAAGGUGGGGGUGUACCUGGACUACCACAAAGGCCUGCUCAUCUUCUACAAUGCAGACGACAUGUCCUGGCUCUACACCUACCGGGAGAAAUUCCCCGCUAAGGUCUUCCCCUACUUCAGCCCGGGCCAGAGCCACGCCAACGGCAAGAAUGUGCAGCCGCUGCGAAUUAACACUGUACGCCUUUAAGAGCUGCACAUAUCUUUGGUCACAAUUGUCCUGACAGAUAAUUCACUUGUGUAGGUUUCAAAAAAUGUUCAAGAAAUCAGUUUGUGUUUAAUAGGGUGUUUGAAAUGUUUAUUUGAGUUUCAGUUAAAACUCGUGCUUGAUGUUGCUCUUAAAACCUGCGCUGUUAUUUUUGUGUGACUUGAAACGACCAUACGAUAAUGGCCUGCACUUGAGCCUCAUUCCACGUCUUUAAUUGAAAAGAUGACACUAAAUGGAGACAGAGGGACCCCUGGGCUACUGUGGGGUCUGUGGCAGUGAUGUUUAAAAAAAAAAAAAAAGUGAUUCCCAGGCCCACCUUGCACACUCCCAGGGGGCGACGCUCUCCUUAUCAAGCUCCAGGCUUGUCAGACUUGGCGUCCCCUCUCUGUCCACGCCAGAGGACACUGAAGACUGGUCACUUGUCUUCUCUGUGCUGUACAGUUGGCUUAGCUUUGUGUGUGGAAUGUGAUUGACAGCACUUGGCUCCUUUUUUUUUUUUUUUUUUUUUUUGGCUUUUGUUCGGCCAGCAGUCCACCCUGAACUUGUCAAGUCUGUUCGCACUUUUCACUUCUGUCUGAGACCAUUAUCUAGGUUCCCCCUGCAGGUCACAUCGGCCCUGUUAACACCUGGUAUUAAGAUGCAUCUUGGGUGAUGGAUCACAAGUGGACAGCUCCAAGUGCAGGUGUGAAUGUACCAAAUGCUUCCUUAAUGUGUCUUGAGAUCUGAUCGCUCAGACCACUUUCUGAGAUUGUGUCAGCCGCAUGUGGCCACAGUCUUUCAGCAGUGUGUAUAUCCUGGGCCACAUGGAAGGACCACAUACAAGGGCUGCAAAAAAAUCAUAUUGCGAUUAUUCUAACAGAUAUUUUGAGUGCCUCAUUUGUAAUGGCAUGUUGUGACACAUUUUAACCUUCAUCUAACAAAUAUGCAACUCCUGCAAUUUGGAUGUUGCACUUGGCCAUGUUGCGAUUUUGAUAAUAACUUGAUUAAUUGUGCAAUCCUACCACCAACUCAACUGACGUCCUUGCUUAUUUGACACCCCACCGAAUAAGAGAACUUUCUGUUGUUGCAGUUACAGAGAUGCAGAGCUGAAGGGCCGUGUCUGGAGCAUCUCUCCUGCCAGUUCAGCGUCUGCCUGAUUAGCAUGAGCUAAUGCAGCAGCAGCAGCUGCUAAAUGGUCACAACAAACUCUCACCAACACCAAAACAGCUUGACUCUUAAACCAGUUAGUGACUGCAAGGUAACAUUAGUCGUGUAAUGCUAGCCAUUAGCCCUGUCAGUGUGUGUGUGUGUGUUGCCAGGCAGACUCUCACCAUCUGUAACAUGAAACUCACACUCCUGCAGACGUAGUCUUUUAGCGGCGCUUGCCUCAUGAUAAAGAGAUAGAGAGUGCGAGGAAUGGCUGCGUAUCAAUAUGCUACAUGUGGCCCUACAAUUAUAGGGCCAUUUUAUAGUCGUUUGAGAACGUUAUUGAGAGGGAUUACUUUUGUGACUCUGCAUAGCUUGCCUUCAAAUAGCAAAGGCUGUAAGUAUGCACUUAGCAUGAGGAACCUUAUGUGCAUUAGAAACUACGACACAUUUUGUCUUUGUAAAUGGAAAUGAUUCACUUGCUUGUUUGCAAAUAGAUCAGGGAAGUGAGAUGAGAUCAGAAGUGGUCACUUGAGAUGCAUUUGGAGACACGUUCUAAUGUCAGGUUUGAACAGACCAACUGAGCUGUCCCCUCGUGAUCAGAUCACCCAAGACACGUGGAUACCAGAUCCAAACAGGUUCAUCCAUGUGUGUCUGUUCAGUCUUCAUCAUUGCAAGGAAAGCUGUUGUUCUUUGUGCACCAGCGAUAAUCCAUGUCACCAAGAAAAAUUAAAUGAAUCUAAAAGGAAUCCAUAGGCUGCCCAUCCCUGUCCACUGCUCAGCCCUACCCACAAGUGGUGGGAAAUUCUGUUUGGAGGUGGAGGUCGUCCAGAAAUAUGCUGCUACCGAUGGAGUAAGGACUUGCAUGUUUGUAUAUAGAGUGUCAAGAGUUAAAAGAACUUAGUCUCUCAUCACGGUGCUGGCUCAUGUUUAAGUUUCCGUUCCAAAACCACAAGUAUGCUCGCCAUCAGCAUACGCUAUAUAUAUGUAUCUGUGGGUUGUCUUUUUGUCCACUUUAGUGUUGAAUUCAAGCACAGCUCUGCUUUCAGUCAUGUUUGAUCAUUUUGUCUUCAAAUCAAAAAAAUAUUAAAUCAUGCUGUCUGAGUAAAAGCUUCUCAGAUGUAAAAAAAAAAAAAAUCUGAAAGGUUAAAGAUGAAUCAUUGCUCCAAAAGAGACCGACUGUUCCCCCUUUUUUUAAAAAAAAUCAUAUCAUUUCAGUACAUGAAGUCAAGCUGGGGAACGGCAAUUACUAAAUCAAAAUGGUAACGGAUGGACUCUAGGGCUACAUAUGCUAUUCCUGCAACUGGCAUUCCCUAGGCUGUUACAUAAUGACAAAAUCACUGAUAAGUCCCCCGAGGCUCACCCAUGUUUAUUUCUCCCCCCCCACGUGCCUCAAGUGCUCUUGUUUAUAAUGAGUUGUACACAAGUCCUGCAGAAUCCACUCUUAAGAGGCUCUGGUCGCUCAGCCAAGUUCGGCAUACCGAGAGAUGUGUCUGCGGGGUGGGUGGGCAUGUGCACAGGUGUGUUUGUACGGCCUGGUUCAGCUAUAAUUUUAAAUCCAGCUUUGGUUGUGCUUGAUAAAGCCCAUCUGGCCCUCUGAGCAUACCCAUGCAGCAGCCAAAAGUGAUUAUUACAAAAUACUUUGGAAUCUGGGAUAACUUUGGAAAAUCUACAACAGCAAAAAAAAAAAAAAACAACUUCCAUUGCCACUGUACAUCUUUACAUUUGUGUGUGUGUGUGUGUUGUCUGUGUUGUCCAUUUAAAAGAAAAUUGGGGCAGUGCCCUUGUUUUUGUAGGAUGUAAUUCCGGUAUGUGCAGUAUGAUGCAAACUGGGGUCAAACGCAGAGCGUCUGCAAAUUAUUCCUGGUAUUUGUUUGUGUGCUGAUCUGCAGGAUUCCGUUCAAGAAGCAGAUCUACGGUGUUGAAUAAAACCUGGAACCAGAAAGUUUAGACAAUCAGGACAAUAUCCAUUUUACUUCUCUCUGAUUGAGACUUUAUUUAUUGUCCCUGAGGAGUAAAUCCCAACCAGCUGGCUCAAACACAUGCUUAUAUUUGACCCCGGUUUGCUGUGUCGCGGACUUCGGUGUAGUCUGCUUCAUUUAAGACUUUCUGUUUGAAUGUUAAGGAGAUUAUUGUGAGGUGGUGUUGGGUUACUGGUGGAGGUGAUGACGCUAAUUGUUUUAUGAUGGUAACUAUGACACUUUUAAUAAUUAUAAUGAUGAUUGUGUCGUUUGAUGAUGGCCGCUGUGCACCCAUCAUUGUGUGAACACACUUGAGUGUGCUUUAGCCGCAGCUGAGGUUUGUGGGAAAUGUUUUAAUGUACAAUAAAUCACUGCUAAAAUCA